Messenger RNA from Coniophora puteana RWD-64-598 SS2, 567 nucleotides. RefSeq lists its product as uncharacterized. Bases 1 to 567 code for a protein of 188 amino acids. The record is from RefSeq and is a predicted model, not a curated record. NCBI's taxonomy places the organism in Eukaryota, Fungi, Basidiomycota, Agaricomycetes, Boletales, Coniophoraceae. The transcript is spliced from 9 exons.
AUGCCGGAUAUCCCAAGCUCUUCUGCCGAGGUCUUCCAUGAUUUCAUCUUCUUUCAGGUAGAAGAUUAUGUCGUUGCAUCGGUUGCUACAUUGGUCGUUUACGAUUACGUCCUCUGUCUCAGCCAAGAGGUUGACCUAAUCUGGAAACAUAAGCUUUCUUGGGUGACUUGGUGCUACGCCUGUGUCAGUUACACAAUCACCCGAAACGGUGCAAGUUUACGAAUAUUUCCCAUCGAAGUAUUUGACGGAUCGGGUUCUAUGCUCUGGGGAAUGUUAGAGAUGGGCUGGAUAAAUAUUUUGGAGGCAGCUUUGCAAGUAAAAGAGGUCGUUCUCAUGGGCAUUCCGUAUUGUAAAACCUUUGGUCCGACUUCGCCUCCGGGUUGGCUAGACCAGGUUGCUUCAGGAAUUGUCGUGGGGUUUGAAAUAAUUCUGUUCAUUAUGUUGGCAUACCGCUCUAUUUGGCAUUUUUUGGAGCAGAGAUCGAACGAUUCUACUUCCCAAUUCAACAGCAUUGCACAACAUCUCUUUCAGCAAGGUCUCCUGUACAUUGCGUGGUGGGUCCUCUAG